Messenger RNA from Engraulis encrasicolus (European anchovy), 4216 nucleotides. RefSeq names its product cullin-associated and neddylation-dissociated 2 (putative) (gene cand2). Bases 125 to 3814 code for a protein of 1229 amino acids. Lineage: Eukaryota; Metazoa; Chordata; Actinopteri; Clupeiformes; Engraulidae. The record is from RefSeq and is a predicted model, not a curated record. The transcript has 15 exons. Gene Ontology annotation, biological process: protein ubiquitination; SCF complex assembly. Gene Ontology annotation, cellular component: nucleus.
CUAACUUCCAGCCACAUUGUCUCGUCAUGGUCUGUCGUUAAUAGUCUACUUAUAACUUCACAAAGUUAACAAAACGUAUCAUAUUUUUAUUCGUAUUUGUUUUUUAAAACCCAAGAUAGCCAAGAUGUCGAGUGUGGCCUAUUACAUCUCAAAUUUGUUAGAAAAAAUGACAUCCACUGACAAAGAUUUUAGGUUCAUGGCAACCAAUGACCUGAUGAUGGAGCUGCAGAAGGACUCCAUAAAGCUGGAUGAGGACAGCGAGAGGAAGGUGGUGGCCAUGCUGCUCAAGCUGCUGGAGGACAAGAACGGGGAGGUCCAGAACCUGGCAGUCAAAUGUCUGGGCCCCCUGGUCACUAAGGUGAAGGAGUACCAGGUAGAGACCAUGGUGGACACCCUGUGCAGCAAUAUGGUGUCAGACAAAGAACAGCUCCGAGACAUCUCCAGCAUGGGACUCAAAACUGUCAUCGCCGAGCUGCCCCCAACAACCUCUGGUAUGGCCCUGACCUGCAACGUGUGUAAAAGGAUCACCUCCCAGCUGAUCGGGGCUCUGGGCAAACAGGACGACGUGUCCAUCCAGCUCGAGGCUCUCGACAUCCUGUCAGACAUGCUCAGCAGGUUGAGUGGCACCCUGAGCAGUUUCCACAGCUCCAUCCUGACCAGCCUGCUGCCACAGCUCACCAGCUCUCGACUGGCAGUGCGUAAGCGCUCCAUCAUGGCCCUGGGCCACCUGGUGCCCAGCUGCAGCCCGGCCCUCUUCACACAGCUCACCGAGCACCUGCUGAGCGAGCUGGGCCGCGGAGCCUCCAACACCUCCAACACCCGCACCUACAUCCAGUGUCUGGCCACAGUCAGUCGGCAGGGCGGACACAGAGUCGGAGAGCACCUUGAGAAGAUCGUGCCAAUGGUGGUGAAGUUCUGCAAUGUUGAAGAUGAUGAGCUCAGGGAGUAUUGCUUUCAGGCCUUUGAAGCCUUUGUCCGCAGAUGUCCCAAGGAAAUGUCCCCUCACAUUGCCACGGUGAUUAAGUUGUGUCUGAAAUACAUCACCUAUGACCCUAACUACAACUAUGACGGAGACGAUGACCUAGAAGACUCCAUGGAAACAGAGGAUGAUGACGAUCAGGCAUCUGAUGACGAGUACAGUGACGAUGACGACAUGAGUUGGAAGGUGCGGAGGUCUUCAGUGAAGUGCUUAGAGACGGUAAUAAGUAGUCGGCGUGACCUACUGGUGGACUUCUACAAUUCUGUCUGCCCGACCCUGGUGUCCUGCUUCAAGGAGCGCGAGGAGAACGUGCGCACGGACAUCUUCCUGGCCUUUGUCGCCCUCCUCAGACAGACACACCCGGCAGUGGGGUCAGCGGCCUCCCUUGACGUCAAAGAGGACCCUGCGGUCACACUUCUGAAGAAACAGGUGCCCUCUGUGGUGAAGGCCCUCCACAGGCAGCUGAAGGAGAAGAGCAUGAAGUCCAGACAGGGCUGCUUUCACCUGCUCACCGAGAUGGCCAGCGUGCUGCCUGGUGCCCUGGGGGAACACAUUCCUGCCCUCAUACCCGGUAUUGUAUUUUCACUCACUGACAAGUGCACCUCCUCCAACAUGAAGAUCGAUGCCCUCUCCUUCCUACAUGUUCUCCUGUCCAGCCAUUCCCCCGAAGUCUUCCAACCACACAUCAGCGUCAUCCUGCCCCCUGUUGUUCAAUGUGUGGAUGACUCCUUCUAUAAAAUCAUCUCCGAGGCCCUUUUUGUCACCCAGCAGAUGAUUAAGAUCAUUCGACCGCUGGACAAGCCAUCCUCGUUUGACGCCAAGCCCUACGUGAAAGACAUCUUCUCAGCCACCCUCAAGAGGCUGAAAGCAGCCGAUAUAGACCAGGAAGUGAAGGAGAGGGCCAUUUCCUGUAUGGGCUACAUAGUAUGUCACCUUGGAGAUCAGUUGGGUGGAGACCUGCAGCCCACCCUGCAGAUCUUCCUCGAGAGGCUGAAAAACGAGAUCACGCGCCUCAUGGCAGUAAAAACCAUCACACUGGUCGCUGCAUCCCCCCUCAAGAUCGACCUGCGCCCUAUCCUCGCCGAGGCCAUCCCCAUCCUGGCCACAUUCCUGCGGAAGAAGCAGCGUGCCCUGAAGCUGGGCACACUUGCGGCCCUCAAUGUCAUUGUGGCCAACUAUAGUGACGGCCUGAAGCCACCCAUGGUCGACGCCAUUCUGCUGGAGCUACCGGCGCUCAUCCAGGAGAGUGACAUGCACGUGUCCCAGGUGGCCAUCACGCUUCUGGCUGGCAUGGCCAAAGCCUGCCCGUCCUCCCUCUCCAAGAUUAGUGGCACAAUCCUGCCCGAGGUGCUCAGCCUGGUCCACUCUCCGUUGCUCCAGGGAGGCGCACUGGGAUCCAUCCUGGACUUUUUCCAGGCCCUGGUGCUGACAAAGUCCAGCAACAUGAGCUACAACGACCUGCUGAAAGCUCUGACAGGUCCCUUCUAUGGAGCCAAACCGUCAGACGUCCCCAUGCACCGCCAGUCAUAUUACUCCGUCGCCAAGUGCGUGGCUGCGCUGUCGUCGGCGUGCGCCAAAGAAGCCUCCGGAAUCGUCAACAACCUCGUCCAAGAAGUCAAAAGCUCCAAGUCGUCUGAGUCUGUCCGCAUCCUGUCCUUUCUGUGUCUGGGGGAGGUGGGCCGCUCCAUGAACCUGAGCGGACAGAAGGAGCUCAAGAACGUCAUCCUGGAGGCCUUCUCGUCCUCUGGCGAGGAGAUCAAGUCGGCGGCCUCCUGCGCCCUGGGCAACAUCUGCGUGGGGAACCUGGAGGAGUACCUGCCCUUCAUGCUGACGGAGAUCAGCAGCCAGCCCAAGAGACAGUACCUGCUGCUUCACUCCCUGAAGGAGGUCAUCAGCGCCUCUUCGGCCGAGCGCCUCAAGACUCACCUGGAGAACAUCUGGGCUCUGCUCUUCAAGAACUGCGAGUGCCCGGAGGAGGGCACGCGCAACGUGGUGGCAGAGUGUCUGGGGAAGCUGACCCUCGUCAACCCCUCCGAGCUGCUGCCUCGACUCAAGAAGCAGCUAGCAUCAGGAUCCCCUCUUGCCCGCAGUACUGUUGUCACGGCUGUUAAAUUCACCAUCAUCGAUCAGCCAGCGCCUAUUGACUCCCUGCUUAAAGGAUGCAUAGGUGACUUCUUGAAGACUCUGCAGGACCCUGACCUGAAUGUAAGGCGUGUUGCCCUGGUGAUGCUGAACUCUGCAGCGCAUAAUAAGCCGGCCCUGAUCCGAGACCUCCUGAGUAAAGUGCUCCCUCACCUGUACAACGAAACACAGAUCAGAAAGGACCUCAUACGAGAGGUAGAGAUGGGACCAUUUAAGCACACCGUUGACGAUGGUCUGGAUGUGCGCAAGGCUGCGUUUGAGUGCAUGUACACACUACUGGACAGCUGUCUCGACUGCCUGGACAUCUUUGAAUUUCUCGACCGAGUGGAAGAGGGACUUAAGGAUCAUUAUGACAUCAGGAUGCUGACGUUCAUCAUGCUGGCCAGGCUGUCGUGUCUGUGCCCAAGUGCGGUGGUACAGAGGCUAGACCGACUGGUGGAGCCACUCCGGGCAACCUGCACAACCAAGGUGAAGGCCGGUUCUGUGAAGCAGGAGUUUGAGAAGCAAGAGGAGCUCCGCCGCUCUGCCAUGCGUGCUGUGGCUGCCCUCCUCUCCAUCAGCGAGGUGGAGAAGAGUCCAGCUAUGGCAGACUUCGCCAACCAGAUCAGGUCCAAUGCAGAGAUGGCCACAAUCUUUGAGAGCGUGCAAGGGGAUUCCAUCUCUGGUGGUGUGGAAGCCAUGGACACAAGUUAAUGCUACAAUACCAGCUCAAGGGGAAAAUGGCCCUCAUUGACGCAUCAAAAGCUCCAGCAGAUGUGAUAGGGGUUGAAUAGGCCCCAUUCACACUUAGUUGAUGCUUUCACCCAGAGCAACUUUAAAAGGUACAGGGUAGUGUGAUUAGAUGCCCUGCUCCUAGGACUUCAGCCAAUGAUUAAGGUGCCAACAACUUUCACCCCCCUUCCAACUGAUGUGUUCCUCCAGACUCUCCAUCACCACGCUAUAUCCAUGAAGACUCAUUUCAUUUUAAAAUUAUUUGUCCAUGUUCAUAACAUUUUCCCACCAGUUAUUGGAUAUUGUAUUAUUGAAGUUACAUCGCCAGGAUCCUCACUCUCAUGGCCCGUUUGCAACCAUUUAAUAAAAUAAUACCAACAUUAA